Triplophysa rosa is the source of this 3810-nucleotide messenger RNA. It is a transcript of the gene fynb, whose product is annotated as FYN proto-oncogene, Src family tyrosine kinase b. Gene Ontology annotation, biological process: cell differentiation; innate immune response; cell surface receptor protein tyrosine kinase signaling pathway. The transcript has 10 exons. The coding region runs from base 11 to 1330 and encodes 439 amino acids. The record is from RefSeq and is a predicted model, not a curated record. Gene Ontology annotation, cellular component: extrinsic component of cytoplasmic side of plasma membrane. Gene Ontology annotation, molecular function: non-membrane spanning protein tyrosine kinase activity; signaling receptor binding; ATP binding. Lineage: Eukaryota; Metazoa; Chordata; Actinopteri; Cypriniformes; Nemacheilidae.
ACGUUCUGAGAUGACCUCAGUUUCAGGAAAGGAGAAAAGUUUUCAAAUAAUUAACAGCACUGAGGGUGAUUGGUGGGACGCCCGCUCUCUUACCACAGGGGGAACCGGCUACAUUCCCAGUAAUUACGUCGCUCCUGUGGACUCGAUCCAGGCUGAGGACUGGUAUUUUGGUAAGCUGGGCCGUAAGGAUGCGGAGAGGCAACUUCUCUCUACAGGAAGCCCACGUGGCACCUACCUGAUCCGAGAAAGUGAAACUACUAAAGGUGCCUUCUCUUUGUCCAUUCGUGACUGGGAUGAUGUAAAAGGCGACCAUGUGAAGCACUAUAAAAUCCGUAAACUUGACAGUGGAGGGUAUUACAUCACCACUAGAGCUCAGUUCGAGACCCUUCAACAGCUGGUCCAGCAUUACUCGGAGAGGGCAGCAGGGCUUUGCUGUCGCUUGGUGGUCCCUUGCCACAAAGGGAUGCCAAGGCUUACCGACCUGUCUGUCAAAACCAAAGACGUGUGGGAGAUCCCACGGGAGUCACUGCAGCUUAUAAAGCGCUUGGGCAACGGCCAGUUUGGGGAGGUUUGGAUGGGUACUUGGAACGGCAACACUAAAGUGGCUGUGAAGACCCUGAAGCCCGGCACCAUGUCUCCAGAGUCCUUCCUAGAGGAAGCGCAGAUCAUGAAGAAACUGCGACAUGAUAAACUAGUGCAACUAUAUGCUGUCGUUUCUGAGGAGCCUAUCUAUAUCGUCACUGAGUACAUGGGAAAAGGUAGCCUCCUAGAUUUCCUGAAGGAUGGGGAGGGACGGGGGCUCAAGCUGCCCAAUUUAGUUGACAUGACUGCCCAGGUGGCUGCAGGCAUGGCCUACAUCGAGAGAAUGAACUAUAUUCACAGAGAUUUGCGCUCUGCUAACAUUCUGGUGGGUGAUAACCUGGUGUGUAAAAUCGCUGACUUUGGCCUGGCCAGACUUAUUGAAGACAAUGAGUACACUGCCCGACAAGGAGCCAAAUUCCCGAUUAAAUGGACCGCUCCUGAGGCGGCUCUGUAUGGAAAGUUCACCAUUAAAUCAGAUGUUUGGUCUUUUGGAAUACUGCUUACAGAACUAGUUACUAAAGGCAGAGUUCCAUAUCCAGGUAUGAAUAACAGGGAAGUACUAGAACAAGUGGAGCGUGGCUACCGGAUGCCAUGUCCUCAGGACUGUCCGAUUUCUCUACAUGAGCUGAUGCUUCAGUGCUGGAAGAAAGAUGCAGAGGAGCGGCCCACUUUCGAGUAUUUGCAGGGCUUCCUUGAGGAUUACUUCACCGCGACUGAACCUCAGUAUCAGCCUGGAGACAACCUCUAAACCCAGCACCCCGGGCCCACCCUGAUAUCAACCUCCCUGAGGCAUCAUAUAGGCCUCCCCGCUGCCCUCCUGUCUGGAGGCAUGUACCGCUUCAUAGGUUCACCUAGACUCCUGUUAUUCCCUGUGUCCUCAUUCCCUAAUCGAAAAAGAGGAGACUGUACCGCUUUACUUUUCAACUUGAGGAGUGGAUAGACAUGCAAGCUGAGGUUCGCAGCAGAGGGAAUUGUGGGGAAUGUUGGGGAAAGAGGGCGUGGGAAGGCUUUCGUUCAUGGCUGUGACCAUAACCUUUGUAAUGAUAAAAAUUGCCUGUAUUCAUUGUAAAUACAAAAUGCCUGUUUAUGUUAUUAUUUUUGGGUUCUUUUUCAAUCAUGUUUCUUUUUUUCUUUGUUGUCCUCCCUUGCCCUUUUGUUUUCCUUUGCAAAGUAGUAAUUAUGCUUACAUUGUGUGGAAGUCUAUGAAGGGUUUUGAUACUUGCCAAAGCAUAAAACUUUGUUUCAGGUCUUAAAAUUUGGUUUCUGUGAAUGUAUGAAGUUAAUUUGCUCUUUCCUCUUCUGGUGAAAUCCUGUAGAUAAAGGAACGACAGUUCAAGACGUCUUUAGCAUUUUAGUCUUGAGGCUUAGCCUGCAAGACAAAUGUAUUUAUUUUUCUUGUAUUUAUUUUGUUUCUUUUUUACAGUGCUUCAAAUGCUGAGCUGACAUUUUGUUAAUCUGUGAAAUCUGUCCUCUCCAUAAUAUCUUGACCUAACAUAGAACAAAAGUUAUUUUACACAUAAUGUAUGUUACAGUUUUGUAUGUGGCCAAAUGUUAAAGACUUAUUUUAGCAUAUCCCCUCUCUCUUGAUGAGUUGCUUAGCUACCAGGUGUUUAUCAGUAUUAAACCCAAUGAUUAUGUAUGUUUUUUUAUUUUCUGGUUCCCCAUCCUUUAGGUUGUGUCUGAAACCUGCAGAAUUUUGCCUUGUCCAGAGGUAGAAAGACAUCAGGACACGUCUGAAUCUGCUGGUUGCAUAACAUUUGAUCGACUAACGUGCCUUUAUCUGGUUAAUAUUUAAAAGCAGGAUGGAUAUACUCUUUCCUGUCUAUGUUGGUGGUUUUGCUUCAAAAUCAAUAAUGUUGAAGUAGCCUAGCUUUUUUUUUUGUAUCAAAAUUGUAUAUUAUCUAGUUAUUUGGUCUAUUUUCUAAAUUACUUUCUAAACGUUUGUAAUUAAAAGGGAUAUUUAACCCCAAAAUGAAAAAGAAGAUGUUUUGAAGAAUGUUGGUAACCGACGUUACCCCUUCACUUCUAAAAAGCAGUGCAAGUCAGUGGGUACCGCCAUUGUUUGGUUACCAACAUUAUUUUAAAAAUAUCUUCUUUUGUGUUCUGCAAAAGAAAGAAAGUCAUACAGAUUUGAAAUGAUUUAAGGGUAACGACAGAAUUUUCCCUUACCCUAGUCCUUAAGGGGCAUGUCACUCAAGCUGUCCAUGUUGGCGAAUUGCUGGCAUAAUAUAGAAUCUGAACAUAAGACAUAAAAAAUUAUCCUAAAAAUGGAUAAGCCUAUUUAUCGUGCAAGUCGGGAGGGUUUAAUGUGAAGCGGAGUGCCUGCUACCCCGUAAGCCAUGACUUGAAAGCACUGAAAUGCAGUACUAGUCUAAAGUACCUUAAUUCUUUUAUAAACCACACCAUGCAAAUAGCCAAAAAUAUAUGCAUCAAUGCAACUUGCAUGAGGUAACAUCACAAAAAGCAUUCCUUCAUCUUGAAUAAAAGUCCCUGAUAAUAGUUGUUCACAUUAUACAGAAUCAUUGGACGCAGCAUUCAUAGCUGUGUUUUAUCAUGAAGCUAUUGACCAAUCAGAAUCAAGGACUGAAAUGAGCUGUUCUAUAAAAAUCUUUCAAUUGAUCAAUUAAGUCAUUAUCUAAACUCGCUUUUUAAUGUAUGAUUCUAUUUUGUUUGUACUGAGAAAUCUGCAUUGUAGUUAUGACAUAUUCGCUUGGUUGUCUUAAAAAAAUGCUUAAAUUUGACACAUUGACUGAAUAGCUAGACAGAAAAUGAGCAGGCAGCUCUUUUGGUUUCGGACACAGCCUCAUGUGACAGACAGUCAAAUAGCUAUUCCAGUGUCACAAACCUUCCGCUUGCCUUAUGUGAAGGAGGGAGAAUCCGUUUUUGUUCAACCUGGUUACCAGGACAACCAGUCCUUGCUCAUUUCACUAUUCGUGCCAUUUUUUCUGUUCCCCAUACAAUAUACUUUUAGUCUUCAGAUUGCAUUGUCAUAAUGUGUUUAAUUGAAUCUAACAUAGAUCUAUGAUUACGUGUUUGGGUUAAGAUAAGGGCAUUUUAUCACUGGUAUUGUUUUUCCUCGUUGCAUUGUCCCUAAAAGUAUAUAUUGAGUUAUGCAUUUGGUACUUUUAAGUGUAGGCUUCCACAUAAAAAUGUACUUUUGCCUUUUUUAACAUGUCAUUUUGUUUACUCGUUUACCAUUUGGAAAUAAACAGCACAUAAUAUUUUAAA